Fraxinus pennsylvanica is the source of this 2022-nucleotide messenger RNA. The record is from the annotation of a GenBank genome assembly. Lineage: Eukaryota; Viridiplantae; Streptophyta; Magnoliopsida; Lamiales; Oleaceae.
AUGUUGGCUGGGUGUUCUUCUACAUUGUUGUCGCCGAGGCAUAGAUUGAGAAGUGAAGGAUCUGGACAGUUUCAAGUUUGCCAUCUACCUUCAAUGAGUACCCAAAGAUUGGAUUUGCCAUGUAGUUUUGGUCGAAAAGAUGCCCCGAGGUCAUCUCAAUCGAUUAGGCCUGUAGGCCUCUCCAUUGAUAAGCCUAUUGAAGCAAAGACUGCUAAUUGUUCUCUUAGGCAAAAUAUCAAACUCCCACCUUCAGCAAUCACAGAGGGUCGGAGAGAAAGCAAUGAUGAAUUUUGGGAGAAGAGUAAAAAGAAGAGGUAUGCAGAGGAAGGGUCUUACGAUGAGGAGAUUGGGAUGGAUAGAGUAAAGAGGAAAAGGGGCAGUGAAAAAUCUGAAGAUUGUGAAGAAGAAGGUGGAAACUUGAGUUUAGGCCAUUUGGUGGGUGGUGGGAAUUUAUGGUUUCACCCUGGCUUUGAUGUGCCACGGUCUGUUCCACUUGCAGGGCUUAAUCCACCUCAAGUGCCUUCCUCUCUUUCAUGUUCCGGAGAAGAAGAAAGGGUGUGCUUUGUGCCAAGCAAUGUGAUAGCUCCGCCAUUACCUCCUUUAUCAAAUAGCCCUUGGUUGGAACCUAUUGGGAACAAGAUUACGUACGUAGGUGACAAGAACGCAGAGACAAGCCAGGGUCCUGCACAAGAGGGCUCGCGAUCUUCGAGUACUUCAUCAGAGAGUGGUCGCUUGGUUCUUAGGCUGAAUGAGAAUCCUGGGGAGCAUGAAACAGGUAAUGGUUCGAUGCCACCUAAUCCGAGGGACAGGGUUGAGGUUGUAGCAGGACAGAAUGGUGAAAACAACCACAGGGAACGUGACGAUAUUGAGCUUGUCAACUUCCUUGUGGCUUGUGUUGAAGCAAUUCAUUUAAAGAACAUUGCCAAUAUCAACCAUUUUAUAGCUAGACUGGGGGAACUUGCUUCACCAAGGGGUUCCCCCAUUCGUCGCCUCGCUGCGUACUUCACUGAGGCGUUAGCUCUGCGAGUUGCAAGGUUAUGGCCUCAUAUCUUUCACAUUACCAUUCCUCGGGAGUUUGAUCAGGUGGAUGAUACGAGUGGCACUGCUUUAAGGAUUUUAAAUGAGGUAAGCCCAUUUCCAAAGUUCAUACAUUUCACCUCAAAUGAAAUUCUACUGAGGGCUUUUGAAGGAAAGGACUGUGUUCACAUCAUAGAUUUUGACAUAAAACAAGGGCUGCAGUGGCCAAGUCUGUUUCAGAGUUUGGCUUCUAGGACUAAUCCUCCUAGCCAUGUAAGAAUUACCGGUGUUGGUGAAUCAAAACAGGAGUUGAUAGAAACGGGCAAUAGACUUGCCGGAUUUGCUGCGGUAUUGAAUCUACCAUUUGAAUUCCACCCCGUAGUUGACAGAUUGGAAGAUGUGAGGUUGUGGAUGCUUCAUGUUAAGGAGAAUGAAACUGUGGCUGUCAAUUGUGUAUUUCAGAUGCACAAGUUGCUCUACGAUAGUACCGGAAGAACAUUGAGAGACUUUCUGGGUCUAAUUCGAAGUACGAACCCCAUAGUGGUUGUCAUGUCAGAGCAAGAAGCGGAGCACAACGAGACAAUGCUGGAAAGAAGGUUUUUGAAUUCUUUGAAAUGCUAUUCUGCUAUUUUUGACUCGUUAGAUUCAAGCCUUCCAGCAGAUAGUCCACUCAGGGUCAAGAUAGAAGAAAUGUUUGCUCGUGAAAUCAGGAAUAUAGUUGCUUGUGAAGGACGAGACAGGGUUGAAAGGCACGAAACAUUCGAGAAGUGGCGACAGUUGAUGGAGCAAGGGGGUUUCCGGUGCUGGGGAAUUAGCGAGAGAGAAUUGCUUCAGGGACAAAUGCUGCUGAAAAUGUACUCUUGUGACAAUUAUAGGGUGGAGAAGCAGGGACAAGAUGGAAAUGCACUUACACUGAGUUGGUUGGAUCAGGCUCUUUACACAGUCUCAACAUGGGCACCGGUCGACAUUGCAGGCAGUUCAUCCUCUUAUUCUCAGCCAACUUGA